AUGCCAACUUCCACUCCGGCUCAGCCUCACGAGGAUGAGGGCCACGCUUCAACCGAGAGAAGCCCUCUGCUUGGACGUCUGAAUGAGACGGUGAACAGCAACGGCGCCAUUGUCGUCGAGCCCGAGAACGCCCAGCCAGUCUCGGAUGGAGCUGGCGGUGUUGGCGAACAGGAACCAGCACUCGCCAACGAGCCAUCGACCAAGAAGCUCCUCGCCAUCAUGGGCGCCCUCUGGCUCGGGGUUUUCUUCGCUGCACUGGACGGGACAAUCGUCGCGACCUUGACGGCGCCAAUCUCGUCCUCAUUCGACUCGCUCUCGCUCCUAUCGUGGCUCGCGAGCGGCUACCUGAUCGCGAACGCGGCGUGCCAACCGCUCUCGGGCAAACUGACCGACAUCUUCUCGCGGCGCACCGGCCUGAUCUUCAGCAACAUCUUCUUCGGCGUGGGGACGUUGAUCUGCGGGCUCGCGCCCAACGCCGAGACGAUCGUGGCGGGGCGCGUGAUCGCAGGCAUCGGCGGCGGCGGACUCACCUGCAUCUCGACUUUCGUGACCUCGGACCUCGUCCCACUGCGCAGGCGCGGCGUCUGGCAGGGCUACGGCAACCUGGUCUACGGGCUGGGCAUGGGCUGCGGCGGCGUCGUGGGCGGCGUGCUGGCGGACCGCCUGUCGUGGCGCUGGGCCUUCCUGCUGCAGGUGCCGUUCAUCGUGCUCUCGGCCGUGCUGGUCGUGUUCCUGCUCGACAUCCCCUUGAAUCCCGCCUCAUCAUCCAAGGGCUCCGCGCUGCGGCGCAUCGACUUCCUCGGCGCCACCCUGCUCGUCACGAGCCUGCUGCUCCUCCUCCUGGGCCUGAACACAGGUGGGAACCAGCUGCCCUGGUCGCACCCGCUGAUCGUCACCUCACUGGUCCUCAGUGGCGCGACCCUCGCCCUCUUCCUGUACCUCGAGUCCUCGCCGCACUGGAUCCCCGAGCCCAUGAUCCCGGUACCCGUGAUCGUGCGCUCACGCACCGUGCUCGCCGCGUACUUGACGAACUGGUUCGGCACCAUGGCUUCCUUCCUGGCGCUGUACUACGUGCCACUCUACCUCCAAGUGCGCGGUGAAUCGAGCACCGCCGCAGGCCUCCGCCUCGUGCCCAUGGCCGCCGCGAUGUCCGUGGGCUCCCUGGGGUCAGGGAUCCUGAUGCGCGUGACGGGUGUCUACUACUGGCAGAGCGCGGCGUCCAUGGGACUGUUCGUGCUUGGCUCCGCGCUGAUCUGCAGCUUCACGCUCGACUCGCCCAUCUGGCAAACGUACGUGUACCCGGUGCCGCUGGGGUUGGCGUACGGGUCGAUGCUGACCAUCACGCUGGUCGCCAUGAUCUCUGCCGUCGACCACGAGCACCAGGCCGUCAUCACCGCCGCCAGCUACGCCUUCCGCUCCACCGGUUCCACCAUCGGCAUCACCGUCGCGAGCGCUGCGUUCCAGAACAUCCUGACGAAUGAGCUGCGCGCUACCUAUGGUGGCUUGCCCGGGAGUGACAAGGUGAUCAAACGCAUUACGGACAGCCUCGACAGUGUCAAUCAUCUGCCGAGCGGCUGGGAUCGGGGCGUUGUCAUGGACAUUUAUAUGCAUGCUUUGCGGGGUUCCUUCUUCUCUGGUCUGGCGUUGGCGUUGCUGGCGUUGCUCGUCGCCCUGGCUAUGAAGGAGCAUCAUCUGCACAAAAAUCUCGCCAGGAAAUAG
Exophiala aquamarina CBS 119918 is the source of this 1719-nucleotide messenger RNA. RefSeq lists its product as uncharacterized. The record is from RefSeq and is a predicted model, not a curated record. The coding region runs from base 1 to 1719 and encodes 572 amino acids. Lineage: Eukaryota; Fungi; Ascomycota; Eurotiomycetes; Chaetothyriales; Herpotrichiellaceae. Gene Ontology annotation, biological process: transmembrane transport; basic amino acid transport. The transcript is spliced from 2 exons. Gene Ontology annotation, cellular component: fungal-type vacuole membrane. Gene Ontology annotation, molecular function: basic amino acid transmembrane transporter activity.